UAUGUUGCCGGAGGGUCCUGUCCCAGCAAGGCCACCAUUCUCGGGAAGACCGUCAUUGUGACCGGCGCCAACACGGGCAUCGGGAAGCAGACCGCCUUGGAGCUGGCCAAAAGAGGAGGCAACAUCAUUCUGGCCUGUCGGGACAUGGAGAAGUGUGAAGCGGCAGCAAGGGACAUUCGCAGGGAGACCCUUAAUCACCACGUCAGCGCCCGGCACCUGGACUUGGCCUCCCUCAAGUCCAUCCGAGAGUUCGCGGCGAAGAUCACCGAAGAGAAAGAGCGCGUGCACAUCCUGAUCAACAACGCGGCUGUGAUGCGGUGCCCCCACUGGACCACCGAGGACGGCUUCGAGAUGCAGUUUGGCGUUAACCACCUGGGUCACUUUCUCUUGACGAACUUGCUGCUGGACACGCUGAAAGCCUCGGCCCCUUCGCGGAUCGUCAACCUCUCGUCCUUGGCCCACAUCGCAGGUCACAUGGACUUUGAUGACUUGAACUGGGAGAAGAGGACGUACGACACUAAAGCGGCUUAUUGCCAGAGCAAGCUGGCCGUCGUCCUGUUUACCAAGGAGCUGAGCCGGCGGCUGCAGGGCACGGGUGUGACUGUCAACGCUCUGCACCCCGGCGUGGCCAGGACGGAGCUGGGCAGACACACGGGCAUGCACAGCUCUGCCUUCUCCAGCUUCACGCUCGGGCCCAUCUUCUGGCUGCUGGUCAAGAGCCCCCAGCUGGCAGCCCAGCCCAGCACGUACCUGGCCGUGGCAGAGGAACUGGAGGGCGUUUCUGGAAAGUACUUUGAUGGAUUCAAAGAGAAGCCUCCAGCCCCUGAAGCUGAGGAUGAGGAGGUAGCCCAGAGGCUUUGGGCUGAAAGUGCCCGCCUGGUGGGCUUGGAGCUGUCCGGUGGUUCCUCUCCUCAGUGA
Molecule: messenger RNA, 918 nt
Organism: Puma concolor (puma)
Lineage: Eukaryota; Metazoa; Chordata; Mammalia; Carnivora; Felidae
Source: RefSeq, a predicted model, not a curated record